Messenger RNA from Pleuronectes platessa (European plaice), 1767 nucleotides. RefSeq names its product 5-hydroxytryptamine receptor 3A. Gene Ontology annotation, molecular function: neurotransmitter receptor activity; transmembrane signaling receptor activity; extracellular ligand-gated monoatomic ion channel activity. Gene Ontology annotation, biological process: nervous system process; monoatomic ion transmembrane transport; chemical synaptic transmission. The transcript has 9 exons. The coding region runs from base 2 to 1330 and encodes 442 amino acids. Lineage: Eukaryota; Metazoa; Chordata; Actinopteri; Pleuronectiformes; Pleuronectidae. Gene Ontology annotation, cellular component: synapse; neuron projection; membrane. The record is from RefSeq and is a predicted model, not a curated record.
CAUGUCAGGGCUGAUGACUCUCGCCUUACUUGCAGUCACUGCUGCAGGUGUCUCCAGUAGUGAGAUGUCGGACUGCUCGUACUUGAGCCUCCUGACUCACUUGAACCUGAUUCAAACAGACUCCCCUCUGUCAAUAAUGAGACCUGUGAAAAACUGGACCACAACAACUGUUGUUUCCCUGGACAUGCUGCUGUUUGGUAUUCUAGAAGUGGAUGAAAAGUCUCAAACUGUCACCACUCAAGUCCAGACACAAAUGAGCUGGAGAAAUGAAUUCCUGAACUGGAAUUCUUCAAACUUUUGUGGAAUUAAAAUGUUGACGGUUCCUAGGAACAUGCUCUGGGUCCCAGAUGUAUCCAUUCAAGAGGACACUUCUGACACUGGGACCAUUCGGAACAGUCCUCUGGUCACUCUGACAUCUAAUGGGUGGGUGAGCGCAAGCGGACGCCAGCGGCUGACGACCACCUGUCAGUUCAAACUGUACCUCUUCCCAUUUGACACACAGCGUUGUAAAAUCACAUUUGGAUCCAUGAACUACGACGCGGAAUCUAUGAUUCUGAGAACAAUCAACAGUCAAGAAACUCUUUCUUCAGUCUCUGAGCUGAUAAUGAUCACACAGGGAGAAUGGGAACUUUUAAACAUGACAAUUAUUUAUGAUUCUCUUGAAAAACAAAAUGUAGCUGAGAGCAGGCUCAUAUACACGGUCAUCAUCAUGAGAAAGCCAAUGCUUUAUGUGAUCAAUUUAAUCGUGCCCCUGUUUUACUUCCUGAUCCUGGAUCUGGCGUCAUUUUUCAUCAGGGUUGAAAAACUGAGCUUCAAAGUGACUCUGCUCCUGUCAAUCUCCGUCCUCCUGCUCCUUCUUCAGGAUAUGCUGCCGUCCACUGAAGCCAAGCUGCCGUUGAUGGCCAGCUUCUGUGUGUGGGUUUUCGCAUUGGUGGGGCUGAGCAUCCUGGAGGCCAUGCUGAUAGACUUUCUGUUGGGGUUCGAUGGUUGCUGUGGAAACAAUGCUCAAAACGCGGUUAAUAACCAGGAAGUGGAAAUUCAGCUGGAAGGCAACACAGACCCCUCUGCAGCUGAAGAGCGAGGUCAUCUGGGUCCAGUGAUGAAGCCCAGUGAGGUUGAGCUGCUGAUGCUUAUCCUGGAGGAAGUGAAGGUGGCUCGAAUGGAAACCGGACGACACGUCAAAGACGACAGAAAGCCUGGACGUUACACAAGACUGGCUCAAAUCAUAGACUCUGUGUACUUUGUCCUCUAUUUUCUCAAUGUUGUAGGAUAUUUGGUAUACAACAAUGUGGAGUGGCUUGGAAGCUAUGUAUCAAAUAAGAAAGAGUAGGUAGCUAUAAUCGGCCUGAAUAUGAAGCGUAUAAUUUACUUGUAUAAUGCCUAAUUAAUAUAUCAACAUAAACAUAAUAAAAUGGUGAAAAUACAUGCACUAAUUUUUUUUCCAAAUAAAAAGCUGCUUAGUCAAAGUUUUUCGAAGUCGUGGAGACACUGAGGCAAAAAUUAGUUUUUGGGCCCCUGUUGACUUCAAAUGUUUAAAUGAUCAAAUGAUCAUUAUUUCUCGCCCAGAAACUACAAAUAAAAAAAGUUGAGAGAUGCAAUGAUGACACUGACAAACAGAAGAAUAGGUGAUGCUUCUGCAAACAGCCUGUCAUAUGCUGUGGUCAUGUGACAGGACAUACUGAGAAAGUGGUUUUGAUAACCGCAGCAGCAGCGAGGGGCGUGUUGAAACCAAAUCCGGAAUUCAAAAUAAAAGUGGUGUAAUGGAAA